UGCCCGCCGGGGGAGCUCCGGGAGCGCUCCGGGAACGUCGGGGCUCCGGGAGCGCCGGGGGAGCUCCGGGACCGCCGGGGCUCCGAGACUGCCGGGGGAGCUGCGGGGCAGCUCCGGGAGCGCCGGGGGAGCUCCGGGAGCGCCUCGGGACCCCUCGCCCUGCCUGCACCGGUGCCGUAGCUCCUGUCCAGCGAGCCCCGGAGCUCCUGCGGACCUCGGGCCAGCGGGAGCCCUCUGGAGCCCGCUUCACCCACCGCCCCAGCAUGCGGACGCCGACGGAGAUGAUCGUGGGGCUGGUGUUGUGCCCCUGCGGGCUCCUGCUGACACUCACGGGCACGCUGGCACCCGGCUGGAGGCAGGUGAGCCUCGUACCUGACCAGCCCAUGGACGUCGUCUGGGAGCAGGGCAUUUGGGACAUAUGCAGGGAGCGGCAGAGCACCCAUGACCGCCUCUGCGGACAGGCUGACGAGCUGGGCUACUUUGAGCAGGUGCCCGUGCGGGUGGCCCAAGGGCUGAUGCCCUCCUCGCUGGUGGUCACCCUGGUGGGCUUGGUGGUGGCUACCCUGGGUGUGCGCUGCUGGCAGCCGGAGCCCCGGCACCUGGUGGCCGGCGUGGCAGGGCUGGUGCUGCUCCUCUCUGGGCUGAUGAGCCUCGUGCCCAGCUCCUGGUACACGCAGGAGCUGUGGGCACUGCCUGCACCACCUGGCAGCACGCUGAGCGUAGGCUACAGCUUGGUACUGAGCUAUUUGGGAAGCUGUCUGGAGAUCCUGGGAGGGCUGGCCCUCGCCCUCAGCUUCCAUCACUGCUGCAAGGAGCGCAGGGCUCCCAAAUUGCCCCCCACCCCUGUGACAGAGGCUGGGUCGUGCACCAGUAGGGCUUACAGCAAUCCCUGGGAUGUGCUGGAGGAUGAGCAAGACAGACGGCACUGGGGGAGCAGACCACCUUGUGACUCUGACUUGUAGCCCGAGCACUGGGACAGCAGUCACCUCCCUGGCAUCAAGAGCAGUGCUGGCCCCUGCCACUACAAGCCAUGCCCCUCUCCUGGGGCCCCCCUGAACAGGCUGGAAACAAGAGCAAGGACCUGUUUUGAAUAUUUGUAAUGUAACUUCAUCAAAAGCCUGCUGUGCUCCAGGAUCUACAACUAUGCCAAAGCCAUGCUGGAUUGAGGACCAGAGGUGGCUCCAGUCCCUCCAUACCAAGUUUACCUCAUCUUCCUGUACCGUGCACAGCAGCUUGGGCAGAGACAGCUUUGGUGCUCCCAUGUGCUUACAUGGGAACAGACCGGUCAGAAGCAUGUAACCUUCAGAGCUGGCAGUAGGGGAGGGGAGCACCUGUCUCAUGUCUCUGCUCAGCUCAGGACCGUGCAAACAGCGAAAUAAAUGCAAAGCCAUGGGUUUA
This is a messenger RNA of Parus major (Great Tit), 1398 nucleotides long. It is a transcript of the gene CLDN23, whose product is annotated as claudin 23. Gene Ontology annotation, molecular function: structural molecule activity. Gene Ontology annotation, cellular component: bicellular tight junction; plasma membrane. The record is from RefSeq and is a predicted model, not a curated record. Gene Ontology annotation, biological process: cell adhesion; bicellular tight junction assembly. NCBI's taxonomy places the organism in Eukaryota, Metazoa, Chordata, Aves, Passeriformes, Paridae. The transcript has a single exon. The coding region runs from base 264 to 962 and encodes 232 amino acids.